Molecule: messenger RNA, 1039 nt
Organism: Triticum dicoccoides
Lineage: Eukaryota; Viridiplantae; Streptophyta; Magnoliopsida; Poales; Poaceae
Product: RING-H2 finger protein ATL74-like
Exons: 1
Coding region: 142-798 (218 amino acids)
Biological process (GO): protein ubiquitination
Molecular function (GO): transferase activity
Source: RefSeq, a predicted model, not a curated record
GCGUCUUCUCUUGCCCAAGCUAAUUAAGCUGUGAGAGAACACACAUGCAGUUGAGUGCUGCUAAACCUGACAUUGCCUUCUUCUCUUUCUUCCAUCUCUUUUUUCAGUCUGGGAGUCCUGCUAAGCUUGUCGAUCAGUGCCAUGUCAGGGAGCACCAUGGCUGGCGCGCCGGCCACGCCGGAAGGCGCCGGGGAUCCGUACGAGCGGCAGCUGAACUACAGCUUCACUGGGCGCGUCGCGCUCACCGUCGUCUUCGUCCUCUUCGGGCUCACCGUCGCCAUCGUCGUCAUGCGCGUCCUGCUGUACGUGCUGGUGUAUCGCUCUGGCCGAGGCGGAGGCCGCGGCAGCGGCGGCCUGGCCGCUGGCAUCUUCCGGUCCAUCAACUCGUUCGGAAGGAUCGGCAGCCGGCGGCACGGGCUGGACGCCUCCGCGCUCUCCGCGCUGCCGGUCACCGUGCACCGGAAGGAGGCCGGCUCCACCAGCGCCGCUGGGGCCGACUGCGCCGUGUGCCUGUCGGAGCUCGCGGACGGAGACGCGGUGCGGCAGCUGCCGAACUGUGGGCACGUAUUCCACGUGGAGUGCGUCGACGCAUGGCUGCGCACCAGGACGACGUGCCCUCUCUGCCGGACGGAGGCGGAGCUGUCCCAGGGCCGGGGGGACGGCAAGGCGGAGGCGGCUGCGCAGUCGUCGUCGUCGGGCACGGAGCCGCCGCAACCGACGUUGCUUGGUGCAGGAGGAACCUUGAUAGUGACCGUACAAGGUGGCUUCACGGAUACCCAGAGAGACGUGCGCGGGUAAGCAUCGGCGGCAGGUAGUCAAUCGGCAUCUCCCUUUGCCUAGCUAUAUAAUCCAGGCAUCCAGCCUCGAGGGGGACCGGAAACAAGUGUACAGUGUAACAUACUACUCUAUGUAGAACUAGAGACUGAUUGUUCCUUCAUCGCAUACUAGUAUAGUAAGUAUGUAAAGUUUUUGUAAGAGCAUCAGGUUGCAAAUUUGAGUCCACAAAUGUCCGCGGGCGUGCCCACAGAUAUUGACCGGA